Molecule: messenger RNA, 3545 nt
Organism: Salvelinus sp. IW2-2015
Lineage: Eukaryota; Metazoa; Chordata; Actinopteri; Salmoniformes; Salmonidae
Biological process (GO): regulation of transcription by RNA polymerase II
Molecular function (GO): RNA polymerase II cis-regulatory region sequence-specific DNA binding; DNA-binding transcription factor activity, RNA polymerase II-specific
Source: RefSeq, a predicted model, not a curated record
GGAUGCCAACUGCCAUUAAACCUCAUCAAAGAAGAAAAAAAGGCGACAGACGCUGAUGGUCCUCUGUUUACUUUUUAGUGAACUACACUAAAUUUGAUUUCGAGGUGUCUGCAUCUAGCUGUACUUUUUCAUCUAGCUGUACUUUUCAACAGCCUAUUGCUUCUACACUACACGUCCAUUAACAAUUACUUAUUCGAAGGCCAUUUUCGGUCAAAUAAUGGCAAAUGACGUUGCUUUUCACACUCAGCUAGCCUCCAUCAUGGAGGUUUUGGCUAACACGGCCGUGGCUGAAAUCUGCGAGCUUGUUGACAAUGGCUAUGCGGUCCUGCAUUUGGAGAUAUCUCAAGGACAGAAGGAGAAUGAAGCGUUGAGGAGAAAACUACGGAUGAUGGAGCUGAAAGUGUCUCGUGCGAGUGCUCCGAGAGCGGGAAUGGGAAGCUCAAUUCUCGCGCACAGUCGUUCUCGAACUCACUUUGGCAUGGAAUCGAAAAGGACAUCAAGCGGCGAGGUACAUUGUCGGAGAGCAGUUGAUUCCCAGUUGGUCACCAGCCUUUUUAGGGACGGAAAGUCCUCAGGUGAUACUGGACAGACUACCACACAGAGAAAGCCUGCAGCGUUAGAUGAGAGAAAGCCCAAAUCACCUACCAUCAAAGAGGAGAGGCGGGAAGAAGCCUGGGACAAUCAUGACCAACGAGAGAGACUGAGGACCGGAGCUUUAAAUCCCAGUGUUGGAGGAGAAAGGCCUUCCAACAUCGACACGGAGGAUGCUCAAUCAAUCAGCAAACAGGAGAAUGCCAGCUCUUGUAUAUGGGUGAGUGGCGAAACAGACAACAGCCUCUUGCCAGAAUCAAAUGAAAAUCUGAGUGUGAACAAAAGAUCUCAAACCCCAGCAUUGGAAGAUGGUGAUGGAAUACUUGACCAUGCAGGCUUUGAUUGUAUGAUGUUUGAGCCCCCCAGACAACUUGGGACUCUUAGCACCCAGGGUCCUGGGGCUGAUCUUCCCGAGUGCUCUUACUCUCAUGUGGAUGUUGUACCUCUUAAUUCUGAUUCAGAGAAUAGUUUUCCCUUUUCGAUGAACAAGGUGAGUCACUCCAUAACUGAGCACAAACAACCUGUAGCUUACAGAGAUAAUAGACAGAGGGUGCCGUUGCCCUCAGGUGAGCCUCACAUGACUGUGCGAAAAGGCAUGGAGACUGGAUCCAAUGCCUUGGUAAUGACGGAUGGUUGGGUCUCCCAUGACAGUCAUAAUAACGACGCUGUGAAUUACAACCAAGACGGCACAGCAGGUAACCGGUUCAUUUGUAGUUUCUGUGGUAAGACUUUGGCUUGUCUGAAGAACCUCAAGACACACCUUAGGGUUCACACCGGGGAGAAGCCGUUCAGCUGCAUGCAGUGCGGGAAGCGCUUCUCCGACUCCAGCAACCUCAAGCGACACCAGAGCGUUCACACAGGGGAGAGACGCUACGGCUGCAGCCACUGCGGCAAGCGCUUCGCCCAGUCAGGCUCACUCAAAGUCCACCUUAGCAUACAUAAAGGAUGCAAGCAGUUCMGAUGCCCACAGUGUGAAAAGACUUUCAUAUCGGCCAAUCAUCUCAAGAGACACAUUAGUGUCCACGAUGGAGAAGAAAGUAUUUUACCAACCACUUUUCAGUGAGUGAAAGCAUACCCAAACGUGCUUUAGCCCAGCUUGAACAAAAAAAGGGAUCGGGUGCUCGACUGAAGGAGUUGAUCAUCCAAAAAGUAUUCCAUACACUUUUGAAUGAGUGUUUUUGUGACUCUUAUCAUUGAAGUUGUUUAUCACUCAUCCUCAGCCCACUGUGUGAAAAUCGGUUUGUGGACUCAAGUAAUCUCAUUAGUCACACCGGAUACUACAUACAGUGUGGGGAGAGGUUUGCUGCGAAGCACAUUCUUAGAAUUCACCUAGAGAGAAACUAUUCUGGGUGCUCUAGUGCUGGAGAUUGUACUGUCACUGAGUAUACCACGAACACAGUUAUUCAUGAAUAAUUCUACUUUUUAACAUUUUGACUGAACACAUUUUGUCUGUAUUGGGCUAUUUGUUAUUUACAGUUUAGGAGUAGUCUUAUAACAAAAGGAAUGGAAUUAAAACAAAUGAUUUUGUAUGUGUAUCUAAUAAUGUGUACCAUUAUUAUUUCAAAAGUGCUGCAAGAAAUAUAUGAACAAUACAAACAGUGAUUGUUACUACUAUAUUAUUAGUAGUAGUAAUAUAAAAAAUACUACCUCUCUAGGAAAAACACUCCUCCAAGCCAACCAGUCUAGUAAAAUGAUAUCUCGAUAUAUUUUUGUAAACAUUUCUUCUGAAAAGUGUUUUUGUGAAAUAAACAAUUGUAAGAAAAAGGCCAGUACAUUGCUGACUUUUUUGACUCAUCCAGUAGGAUGCAGAACUAGCCUCUUGUCAGCAACACUAAGUAAGCACUUCCAUGUAAUGAAACUUCUGAAAAUAUCUAAAUAUAAAAUAACCUGUAUUUAGUCAUGGCAUAUGAAAAAUGAUUGCCUAAACAAUAAUGAUUCAUUUUUGUUCAUAUUUAAGUGAGCUUUGCAUUAGUUGGGUUUUAAAACAUGUUCCAAGGUCAAAUAAAUAACACAUUUCUGUAUACAAAUAUUGCACUGUAUAGGAAAAACUAUUGAUUGUGUCUCCAUAAAACCAGGGUCCAGUCUACUCACUAUAGUCCCUAGAAUACAAAGCAGAUGAGUUUGAACAAAAAGCUAGGUCAUAUGAAGUGUUGCUGGCUUUUUACUCUUCCCCCUCCAUAGCCGCCAUUUCAAUUUACUGAAUAUGGAAUACAUAUUAGACUGUAGAAAAUAAACUUUAUUACCUGUCUCAGCUUAAGUGAUGUGGAAAAUAGUCAGUAGGUUCUCUACUAACCAAAUAUGGUAGACUGGACUCUGGUUUUAUGCACACAAUUUGUUUCUGUACAGGGCUGUAUUUGUACUGUUCAGGCACCCCACUUUAGUUUGUUUGACCACAGUAAAAGUCCAGCAACACUUUCAUUGACCUAGCUUUUUGUUCAAACUGUUUUGUAUACUAAGAACUCAAGUGAGUAGACUGGACCAUGGUUUUAUGAACACACCAUCAAUAGUUUUUCCCUGUAUAGUGCAAUUUGUUUGUGCAAUACAACAAAAAUACUGUAAGACUUUGCUUAAACAUUACUUUUCAAAAUGGCAUCCUUGAACAAUAGCACCAGUAAAUUAACAGUAAUUAUACAAUAUAUWUUUUUUUAUUGUUUUAUUUUGUUACCAGUAGACUUAUGUUCCUUACAUGAAUUGACGUAAGCUCCAACCAUUUCUCAAUGUGCUCCAAUUUAUAAUAUUAUUUAGAUUUUUCCAUGAAGUUGGCUAUCAUUUUGUAACAGUUCCAGCAUUAUGCAAAUCUACAAAAAAAAUCUUGAUUUCUUAUAAUACACAUAGCGUUUACAGUGGACUUUUAAUUUUGAAAGCAAAAUCUGAAAACCUUAAAUUUUUUAUUUGGAUAGAUACAGUUGAAGUCAGACGUUUACAUACACUUAGGUUGGCGUCAUUAAAACUUG